Molecule: messenger RNA, 1041 nt
Organism: Brassica oleracea var. oleracea
Lineage: Eukaryota; Viridiplantae; Streptophyta; Magnoliopsida; Brassicales; Brassicaceae
Exons: 1
Coding region: 1-1041 (346 amino acids)
Source: RefSeq, a predicted model, not a curated record
AUGGCCGCCCCAAAUCCACCCUCCCCCGAGCGUGCCUUUGGCGUCACAAACAUCAAAAAUCACAUCCCUCUCAUUAUCGACUUUGAAGAACACAACUAUGACGCUUGGUGUGAGUUGUUCCUCACUCACUGUCUCGCGUUUGAUGUACUCGGUCAUAUCGACGGCACCUCUCUCCCUGCCAACGAUGAUGACACACCAUGGAAGAAGAAAGACGGCUUGGUCAAACUCUGGCUCUACGAAACCUUGACCCAACCAUUGUUUCGAAGUACGUUCCAAACUAGAGGCUCGGCUCGCGACAUUUGGCUACGUAUUGAGAACCAAUUCAGGAACAACAAAGAAGUCCGCGCAAUCCAGCUUGAUCAUGACUUACGAACCACGGAGAUUGGAGAUCGCACAGUGCAAGAGUACUGCCAGACCCUGAAAUCUACCUCAGAUCUAUUGGCCAAUCUCGACGCUCCAGUCUCAGACCGUAUCCUCGUCAUGUAUCUCAUCAAUGGUUUGAACGAGAAGUUUGACAACAUCAUCAAUGUCAUCAAACACAAGGAACCCUUUCCAACGUUUGACUCCGCAAAAACAAUGCUUCUCAAUGAAGAGACACGACUUAAGAAGGAAAAAAAAACUCCAGUGACAUCAGACAAUGCGUCUUCUCCGACAGUUCUCGUAGCCACCACUGACAAACCGCAGACACAACGCUUCAACAAUGGAAACAGAAAGCAAAACAACAGAGGUCGUGGUCGUGGACGUAACAAUCAUCAAAGGAACAACAACUUGAACAACAACUGGAACUCGCCGUGGCCAUUACCUUACAUGUCAGGACCAAUGAUGCAGUGGCCCAACUACACAACGCCCUGGAUACAGCAACAUUCUAGAGGCAUUCUCGGCUCAGCUCCACAAUGUCCUCCUCAGGCUCUCCUCACUGACGCUCAAUACCAGCCUACCACAGACUUUGCCCACGCCUUCAAUACCAUGACAUUGGCUGAUCCUGGUGCAGCAAACUGGUACAUGGAUUCAGGAGCUACAAACCACUUAGCUUCGACGUAA